This is a messenger RNA of Magnusiomyces paraingens, 531 nucleotides long. RefSeq lists its product as uncharacterized. Gene Ontology annotation, cellular component: cytoplasm; nucleus. The transcript has 3 exons. Gene Ontology annotation, biological process: modification-dependent protein catabolic process; protein ubiquitination. The coding region runs from base 1 to 531 and encodes 176 amino acids. The record is from RefSeq and is a predicted model, not a curated record. Gene Ontology annotation, molecular function: zinc ion binding; protein tag activity; ubiquitin protein ligase binding. Lineage: Eukaryota; Fungi; Ascomycota; Dipodascomycetes; Dipodascales; Dipodascaceae.
AUGACCUCCACUAUCGCCAUCUCUAUCAAAUCUGUUGCUGGCUCGGCUUUUAUCCUCAAUGUCGAACCUUCAAAGACUAUUGCAGAUGUCAAGUCUCUGCUAGCAGCACAUGAUACUUCUAUCCAAGUCGACUCGGUAGUUCUGAUAUACGCUGGUAAGCCUCUUGACGAUGCUAAAACCUUGGCGGACUAUGCCAUUCAAAACGAGUCUACCCUUCACUUCUCUACAGGUCGUUCAACUACUUUACCUGAAACAUCAUCAUCAUCAUCAUCAUCAUCAAAUGCUACAACUACUACAACUACAAAACCAUCUCCAAGCAAAAAGUCAAAAAAGAGAUGUUCAGCUAAAAACUGUAUCUCGGCUCCUCUCCGCUAUGUCGGCGACUGCCAGUUUUGCAACGGUCAUUUCUGCUCAAAGCACCGUCUUUUAGAGCAACAUUCUUGUGUUGGUCUUCAAAACUGCAAACAGCAACUUCAUGAGCGAAACGCUGUCAAACUCCAGUCGGAACAAACUGUCGCCAAUAAAGUCUAA